Molecule: messenger RNA, 471 nt
Organism: Fusarium proliferatum ET1
Lineage: Eukaryota; Fungi; Ascomycota; Sordariomycetes; Hypocreales; Nectriaceae
Exons: 2
Coding region: 1-471 (156 amino acids)
Source: RefSeq, a predicted model, not a curated record
AUGCUGUCUCUCCAAGGUCUUGGCGUACUGAUGCUUCUGGGCGUCGCAGAAGGUAUCCCGCAAUCAGAUGGAAGUCAGCCACUUCUAAAGCACCAUGCGAAUGUACGAAGGGACAACGCAAAUGAUGACGUACCUACCGAUAUGCUUGGGGUGAUGGGUCCUCAGACAGACUACAGAACAAUGCCAGCAGGCACUUACACCGAGACAAUCUCAACAGACCUCGUCAGGAUAAUCGUCGUCAAUGAACCAACGCCAACAACAGGCAAUCAGGCAAAAUGCCCUGUAGAGUGUGAUUGCACAAGGAUAAAAGAUAAGAACAGCGAUGAAUACGCCCAGUGCUUGACCAACGCAGCAUGCAGACCAUGCAGAGAGCCAAAUCUCACAGCUUCGUCAACGAUAAAGCCAAAGGCAACAUCCUGUCCCGCGGAGUGCGACUGCACCAAGAUCAAAGACGAGCAAAGCCAAGAGUAA